GGCGUUCGAAUUUAGUUCCGAAUUCACAAAUUUUAUGAAUUCGAUUUUUUUUUUCUGAUGAUUUUGGCAGAUACUCUUCAUGGAGAAUCUUUACGGCGGCGCCGGCAAUAGCAGCAGUACCAGAACUCCGAAACUCAAUUCCAUAAACGGCAACGUUUCUCCACUAAAUCUCAAUACGCCGAACUUCAACGGCCGCGGUAGUUAUCAGCAUCACCAUCUCCGUCAAUCGAAGAGUCCAGUCUUCGAUCCGUACGCAUCUUCGGAUAGUGGCUCAGCUUCUCCCAAUCUGGAUUCUCCGCUGAUUCGCUACCUUCGCUCGAGCUCCAGCAGUAGCGGCGGAAAAUUAUUAUCACCGUUGGCUUCGAUUGAGAACUUCGAUACUCCGGCGUCGAGAUCAUCGCCAGUAUUCAAGACGCCGUUGAAUAUCGAGGAGGACGUGCUUGUAAUGGACGGCAUUCUCGUCGACUCUAGCAACAUAAAGACUCCUAAAGGCGGUGGCGUCGCGAGGAUGAGGUCACCGCUUGCACCAUUGGAUUCCGAUGGGAGGCAACCGUCAUCAUUGUCCUCAUCGCUAUCGUCGGGAGGGAGCGAGAACAGCUUUUACAAGACUGAGAAGUGUCGAUCGUCCGAGGACUCCAAUGCUGGCCGCUUUGGCACUAAAUGCCAGUUUGCACACGGAAAAGAAGAGCUGCGUUCAAGUCGUAUCAGCAAGAACAAAUUGGAGGCACAAUUCUGCAAGACUUACAGUUCAGGGUCAUGCGCAUAUGGCACAAAGUGCCGUUUUGUACAUGAUCAGAUCAAGGCAGCUGUACCAUCAAUGGAACCAUCUCCUACAUCAAAAGUUUUGCCUACACCAAGAAGAGCAAUUUCACCAAUUACACUCCAAAACAAGGCUGACUUUGGCGAGAAGAAUACCUUCACUGCCUUCUCAACCGAUGAUUGGUCUCCCCUGGAUGACGGCAUUGGGGUUACCUUACCUUCUGGUUCGAGUGAGAAAACUCCCUCAAAGGAAGAUGUCAACGCCCACAUACAGGCAGCUCUCUAUGGCCCUUCCCCAAGGAAGAGGUUACCAGUGUUCACUGAGUUUUGCCCCGACUAGAUGUGUCUUUUUUUUUUAAGCUUUCUCCCGGUGACAUGACUCCAGAUUUGCCCUUUGUCUACAAAAACGCAUAUUAUCCUGUUGCUGACUCGUAACUGUACAGAAAGGCAAGUUGCAUUUACUGUCAUUGAUGUUGAAGAAUCUUAUACCUAUUAGAUAGAAACGGAAUUGAAUUGACAGAGUGAAUAAAAAAUAUCAAUAGCGAAGUAACCGUUCGCAUCCUGGCUUGUAAUCGGUAUUCUGGAAUAAACCUGAAAUCUCUUGUACUCCUGUCUUGUGUGCUUAUUUCUGAAUGUGCUCUGCCAGUAGUUUGACUUUCGGGGUAAUUCCCCUGUGCAAUUAGAGGAUAGACAAUGAGUCAAUUUUUGGUCAGAUUGAUCUCAAGGGCAUGUAUGUUAGAGAAUUUUGAAUUUCCAGCAGCUAUAUUUACACCCUAUGCAAGAGGAUUUUUUUUUUUUAUCAGAUUGAUCUCAAGGGCAUGUAUGUAAAGAGAAUUUUGAGUUUCCAGCAGCUAUAUGUUGAAUUAGUUUGUAAUUUUACAUGGCAAUGGCAAUUGCUCAAAUGAAUAUUUGAAGGUUGCUGGGCUAUAAUUAGU
Molecule: messenger RNA, 1694 nt
Organism: Coffea eugenioides
Lineage: Eukaryota; Viridiplantae; Streptophyta; Magnoliopsida; Gentianales; Rubiaceae
Product: mRNA decay activator protein ZFP36L2-like
Exons: 3
Coding region: 80-1099 (339 amino acids)
Molecular function (GO): metal ion binding; mRNA binding
Source: RefSeq, a predicted model, not a curated record